Molecule: messenger RNA, 3480 nt
Organism: Leishmania braziliensis MHOM/BR/75/M2904
Lineage: Eukaryota; Euglenozoa; Kinetoplastea; Trypanosomatida; Trypanosomatidae
Exons: 1
Coding region: 1-3480 (1159 amino acids)
Source: RefSeq, a predicted model, not a curated record
AUGCUCCCGACGGCGCUCUUCAGCCAGAACCCCUAUAAACUCCACGCCGCGAUCUGCGCCACGACGUCGAAGCACGUGGUCGCAUACGUCCUGUGCCGGGAAGAUGGGAAGGAGCAAUGGCACCGCUACGACGGCACCGUUCACGACACAGACGUGCCGCCGCCAGACCCAGCCACCAUCGACACCCUGAUCUUCACACGCGCUCCCUACAAGCCGGCCGGCGAGGGAGACAACGAGGAGGACACAGGCACCCACCCAGUCAGGCCAACGCGGCCAACAGCACCGCCACCGCCACCGUCACGCGACCCGUGGGGCCGCACAACCUACGGCAUGCACCCGGACAUCGCGGAGCAAGAGGAGGAAGACACCGGGAUCGCACCCAGGCCGGCCGAGCCACGGACGGAGACACACACACCACCCACCCAGCCACCCGACACCGAAAGGGAGGGAGAGGAGAGCGACACGACCGAGAGCGUGCACACAGAGCCCGACCAGGCCGCCGAGGACGUGUCACAAACCUCCGACGAGGCACGGCACCGAUUUCGCCACGGCGAGAACACGGCAGCACAGCAGACCGGGACGAUCCACUGCCCGGUCUGCCCGCGCACAUGGACAUCGCGCGCCCGCCGGCAACAGCAGACCAGCCACCUUAACACCACCCACGCCAGGGAGGUGGUGAGGGUGGACGCGCUGAAGGCCACCGGGGUAGACCGUUGCCUCUCGUGCGGCGAGUUCGUCAUCGCGUCCGGAAACGCGCGACGAGCACACGGCCGGAAAUGCGGCGAGUUCGUCACCAGGGCGGUCCGCAACCAGAAGCGCGCCCGGACAGAGCAGAGCACACCCCGGCAGGACGCAGGGAUGGAGCCCACUCCGGAGACACCGCCACCACCGACACGCCACCGCACCAGACCCACGGAGGCCGACGCCGAGUGGGUGCAGGAGUUUCCCGCCACGAUCCGGACACUCCGGAAGCAGGAAUGGGGACACUGGGCCGAGGCGGUCGGCCACACCCUCCUCGGCUACACCGCGGCGGCCGCCGCGGGACGCUACCAGCGCCAGCUGGCGCUUACCGAGCUGGUGCGCACUCGCCUCGCCAAACCGCGCGCACCAGCACGGGAGGAGGACGAGAGCCACCAAGAGGAACCCAGCGAGACGCCCAGGGAGGGAGAAAGAGACGAGCCGUACACGGGCCACGCCGGCGCCACACGGCGAGCCAACACGGAGGAACACCUUCCCACCAGAGACGCGCACACCGCUGAGGAACGCCGCGCGCGCCGCAUCCUCCACCAACUCUCGCUAGGAGCCGUCGGAAAGGCGGCGCGCACGCUGUUCCAGGCACAGCUCCCACGCGCGCGCGCCAGCGAGGCACUGGACCAGCUCCGCGCGCUUCACCCGCAGGAAGACCCAGCGGGGUACCCGUGCCCACCACAGACACCUUUUCCCCACGGCUUAAAGCCGGAGAAGGUCAGGAACGUGGUGCUGAAACGGCUCGGCCGAGCCGCCGCACCGGGGCUCGACGGAUGGACCCGAGAACUGCUCGUUCCCGUGGUCGAAAAUGCGGCACUCCUGGCGGAGACGACCGCACUGAUGCAAGACAUCCUCGCCGGGAACGUGUCGGCGUCCUUCGCGUUCCGCCUCCGCGCGUGCGUCGUCCACCCGUUCCUGAAAGAACCGGGGUCGCCGAAGGUCCGGCCAAUCACGCCGGAGUCGAUGUGGCUGAAAAUCGCCUCGCACCUCGCGCUGGACGCGGUGGAAAAGCCGUUCCGCGACAUCUUCCAGGGAUGGCAAUUCGGUGUGUGGGGCGACGCCGCCGAGGCGGUCGCCCAGAUCCGGGAGACGUACGCGAGCGAGUCGGCCGACACGCUCGUCGCGCUAGACGCGACCAACGCGUACAACCGCGUCUCCCGCGCAUGGGUGCUGAGGGCGGCGUUCCGCCACCACGCCCUCCGCCACACGUUCGGGGUGGUGGACCUUUCCCUCGGGGAGCCGGGCGCCCUUGGCGUCUACGAGGGCGGCCGCCGGGUAGAGCAACUCUGGUCGACGCGCGGCGUCCGCCAGGGCAUGGUGCUCAGUCCCCUUCUCUUCGCCACCGCCGUGGCCGAGACACUGCGGCCGAUUAUGGCGGCACACCCGCUCGCCAAAGUGACGGCGUAUCUCGACGACUUGACCGUCGUCGGCCCACGGGCGGCAGUCCAGGCGUUCCUGGACGAGGCGGGGCCGGCGCUCGCGGCCACCGGCUUCGACAUCAACCCGGCGAAAAGCCACCACCUGUCGAAGAGCGCCGCGCCAGAGCCGGUGUCGGUCGCCGGGGUGGCGGUGCCGCUGGCGAGCGGCGUGGUGCGCAUCCUCGGCGCCGGCUUCCGCGGCAGCGGCGCGCCGGUGGACGAGUGGGUGUGGGAGAAAACCCGCCCGUACGAGGCGUACUUCACCGCCCUUGGCGGGGACGAGCUCCCACGCCACGCGCGCAUGAACCUCCUGCGUGCGUCGGCGCUGCCGCGCCUGACCUUUCUCUUGCGGACCCACAGCGCCGACGAGCUGCGCGACAGCGCGGCAUGGUUCGACGACCGCGUCCUCCACACGUUGUCGGUCCUCGCGGGCGGCGCGCCGAUCGAAGGCGCGGCCGCCCUCCUUGCCAGGCUCCCCCUUGCCAUGGGCGGAUGCGGGCUGCGGUCGCAGCUGGCCAUCUCGCGCUUCGCGGCGCACAGCGUAGGCCGGAAAGGCGCGCAGAAGACACACACGCACCAGUUGGACCAACACAAUCUCGAGGCCCUCAAAACACUCCUCCCGGAGCCUGCCCUCGAGAUCGUGAAGGCCAACGCGGCGCCAGGUGCCACGCGCGCGCUUGCCGACCCGGCGCUUCACCUGGGCGACUUCCCCUUCGAGGUCCUCGUCCGCCAGCGGCUCCUCCUACGGGUUCUCCGUCCCGAGGUGCGGUGUGCAUGCGGGGCGGACGCGGACAACGCGCACGCGAACGUGUGCCCGUUGGUCCCCGGAGGCCCGCGGAUCCAGCGUCACAACCACGUCCUCUCGGCCAUCGAAGCGUGGGCUAAACGGCUCGGGUUCGCGGUGGUCGCGGAGCCCCGGGUGAGCAGCACGAGCGGCGAACGGCUCGACCUGAGCAUCGCCGCGGCGGGCGGGACCUUCGCCACGGACGUGGUGAUCACGUUCCCCGGCCGGGCCCGCAGCGCCCAGCAGAACCCCCUUCAACAGGCGCACGCCGCGAAGAAGCGGAAGUGGGGCGACUGGGCGGCAGCGACCGGCACCACGUUUGCACCGGUGUCGCUCGAGUCGACCGGGGGCCUCCACAAGGAGAGCUUCCACUGGCUGCUUGCCGUCGCGGGCGCCGCCAACUUCCCGUUCUCCACGCGAACCGCCUUCGAGGAACUGCUGUCCUGCAUUUCCCGGGCGCUUCACGAAGGCAACGCGUACGUCUUCGAGGCGGUGCGGGCCAACUGGGCGAGGCGACUGUUGACGCACUAA